CGUCGGGGCAGCUGUGAGGCGGGUGGACCGAACCGCCGGCUUCUGAGCUCGCGGGCGACUUCGGGAGUUUCUUUGCCUUCAUCUGCUGCAUUCGUAAUUUCUUCAGUGAUGAGACAUUGCUGGGAAGUAUGGAUAAAAAUAUUGCAGAGCAGCUUAAUAAAGCAUAUGAAGCCUUUCGGCAGGCAUGUAUGGAUAGAGAUUCUGCUGUGAAAGAGCUCAAGCUGAAGACAGACAGCUAUGAAAAGCAGACAUGCGAACAACAGAAACAAAUUGACUAUCUCAUGAGCAUCGUUGCAAAGCUCAAAUCACAGUUGGCUUCUAUGGGUGCCACUAGAGUUAAUGCAUAUGAUCAAGUUCCAGUACCUGAAGAUGGUGAAGCAAGAAGAAAUGGUACCUUACUGAACUUAGAUUCCGAUCAACUCCAUGAAAAGUUGAAAUUGGCAAUGCAAAGAGAGAAGCUUUUAAAGGAACAAUUGGAGAGUGAGAGUGUAAAAUUAAAACAAACAGAAGAAGAAAGUAAUUUAAAGGAAAAGAAAUUUGAAUCUAUUAUCACUGUCAAAGAAGAUGAAAUAAGACAUUUGAAAAAACAGCUGAAAGAAAGAAAUGAAGUACAAAAUUGCAUGCAGCUACCAAGAUAUGAAAAAGAGGCAAAGAGUGAAAAACAUGCUUUGUCUAGGCAGGAAUUAUCUCCAGGGGCCUUUGCUGCAGCUGCCUAUGAAAGGGAUGAACUGGAGACUGUUUUCUGGGGCGUGAAGGAAGAAUUUCAUCGAAUACGCACACUAGCAAGAGCACAGUCGGACCAGCUGAGUAAAUUUAACCUACGGAGAGAACCUGUAACUGAAAUUCCAUUCUCUAAGCCUAUUCAGUGUACCGAUGAACAAGCCGAUGACGUUUGUAAUCCUUGGGUUAAAAAGGAGAUAAACAGGGAUGUUCCGCACUUCCCAUCUGUCACGCUGAGGGGGAUGGGCCAAGAGGAGGAAGAGAACUCUGUCGAGUCACUUUCUAAGUUCAACGUCAAGUUCCCGCCUACUGACCAUGACGCUACGUUCUUGGAGAGCACGCCAGAUAUUCCACCAAUCGCAUGCACAACAGUGACUGAAAACGUACUGCAGGAUUCGCAGUUUAACCGGGACAUUGGAGACCAAGCUGUGGGCUUCAGUGAGGUGAAACGUAACUUGUUUGAGGAGCGCAGCACUGACCCCAUUACCUCAACUAUGCAUAACCUGCCAACUACCAGCACAACCAAACCCUCCACCCACACGAACACACUCGUCCAGAGUCCUUUGGAGAAAGCUUGCCUGUACAACUUUGGACCCACAGUCUUCCCAAACCAAGAUAUCCCCGAAGUUAACUUUCCCCCUAUAGAAGUGAUUGACAAAACUGUUGGAGCCCCACAGCAGCCACUCUGGAAUCCAUUGGCACUUGCUUCUUCGGAAUUCGAUCAGCCUGAAAUAUGUGAAUUCUGUCAAAAGGGUUUUGACAGGGAAGACUUUCUGAGGCACCUGAACUCACACUUCAACUUUAAAUCUUAGUGUCACUGGAACCCAGAUAAGUUUUGUUUAAAUUGAGACCUUGUGGUUGCUGUACUUCGAUUUUCAGUCGCAAUAGAUAGGGAAAUUUCAAAAUGUAAGGCUGAUAACUGAAUCGAUCCAAACCUGCAUGGCCUGUUGUUAAUAUGAUUAAAGCCAAGGAAACUGUGUAAGUCCUAUCCCAUCAGCAUAUUCCUCUUAAAAACCUGCUUGGGAAAGAGGGCAUCUGAAGAGUAUGACCAUCCGGUUUGAAAACAAGGAGUACUUGAACCCAUUAUUUGGGCAUGGAGUUAGUAAUUCUAGCACUGGUGUGCCUUUGUGUUUCUAAAGAACUCUUAUUCACUGGGAUGUCUUUGAACAUUUUUUUAAACAACACUUUACCAAUCAUUGUAACAAUAGAUCAUGAAUGUAUUUACUUGGAAACAAGUCCUAUUGACUCCGGGUACAUACAGACAAGAUACGGGCCACAAGUUAAGCACUUACCCAUGUAGUUUUUCUUCCUGAGCCUCAUCAUGAUGAAAAGUACCUACUGUGUGUGCUGGUCCAUUUGCAAGUAGUAGUAGCAGCAUGCCAGUGACGUGCCCAUCUUGGCUAGUGAUAAUAGGUAAUUCUAACACUACAUGUAAAUGGGUCAAUGGAUUUGGUGAAUGCAUUUAAACCUGAGAGGUCUGCAUGAAAUGCUUAUGGACAUAAGUGCUUUACCUGUAGCCUGUGUCACUGUUGUUAUUAUUGUUAAGAAGAAAAUAAAGAGAAAUCUAAGGCAGAGUUUUGUAAAUUUGCCUUGUCUUGUUGCAGGAUUAGUGAGCAUCAGCUAUUACUUAAGCAAGUGAUGUCACUUAAAUAAUAUCACCACUGCAGUAAAAUGAGUACUAGGGAUAGGGAUUUCUAUAUCAAAAACCUAGAUAUUGUUGUUUAUGGCCAGUGUGGAAUGUUCAGAUUAAACUGUGGUGUUGUGUUACGUCUGUAAUUACUGGACUUGCACCAUCACAGGAGAACUUUCUCUCUUCCCCCCACCCCAAGAAAACCCCACCACAAUUACCUGCAAGAGAAGGAAGAAGUUGCCUAGACUGCAACUUCCCUGCCCCAUAAUUUGUGUCUGUAAACCAGGCUGCCGACCUGCAGCAUGGGCUCUUGAAUUUGGGGAAGAGGCAGUCUGUGCAAAGGAAACCUAAUCCUCACCUAUAUUUAGCCAAUAUCCUGCUGUGUGUCAGUAAAGAAUAGUAGCAUUAAUAAUCAAAUGUUAAUUGUAUGAAGAAGGGCUGCAGCACAGAUUGAACAAGAUGGACCAGUGGUCUGACUCUGUAUAAGACCACUUCCUUGGUUCCUAUACUUAUCCAUCCAGGCCUAACCUGAGAAAAUCAUUAGGUUUUACAUGGGACACUUGAAAAAAGCCCACACAUAUCACACAGUGUACUAUUUUUCAGGAAGGUGAUAAUUUUUGCAACAUGGACUGGGUUGUUUUUAGCCCAGAUGCAAUAAUUGUAUAGGAAUGAGUUUUAAUAAUAUAUAUAUAUAUGUCGUCCCCCCCAUUUUCUCCAAAUGUCUAGUACUUCCAUGAAAUGCCCAUUUUACAACUCAACAAAGGGCGGUGGGGAUGAAUGUCUUGCAUAAUUUUUAACUCAUUUGGCUAUACAACUUUGGUUGCAACCUCUCAUCUGUCUUUGACAAGCUGUUAACUGCCUUUGCGCUAAAAUAAACGGUACUGUGCAGGGUUUUGUCUCUGGUGUGACCCAGAA
This is a messenger RNA of Elgaria multicarinata webbii, 3265 nucleotides long. It is a transcript of the gene TANK, whose product is annotated as TRAF family member associated NFKB activator. Gene Ontology annotation, biological process: canonical NF-kappaB signal transduction. The record is from RefSeq and is a predicted model, not a curated record. NCBI's taxonomy places the organism in Eukaryota, Metazoa, Chordata, Lepidosauria, Squamata, Anguidae. The coding region runs from base 129 to 1532 and encodes 467 amino acids. The transcript is spliced from 9 exons.